AUGCCUGGUAUUCUACCGAUGAAAGUGAUCAAGGUCGGCGGCACCCAAAGCCGGAUCGCCCAGGCCUGCGACCGAUGCAGAAGCAAGAAGAUUCGCUGCGAUGGCAUUCGCCCGUGCUGUACACAGUGUGCCAACGUUGGAUUCGAGUGUAAAACGAGCGACAAGUUGAGCCGACGUGCGUUCCCCCGUGGAUACACUGAAUCGCUGGAGGAACGUGUGCGCACCUUGGAGGGGGAGGUGAAGGACCUGAAGGAUCUACUGGACGAAAAGGACGAAAAGAUCGACGUUUUAUCACGGAUACACUCUUUUUCCUCGCCAUCCCAACGAGCCGCGUCAAUCCGAUCCCCGUCUACGACCGGGUCGACCAAAUCUCCCACCUCGGACUCUGGAGAAGGAUUGAUUCAUGUUGAGAAAUUCCACAUCCAGAAGAAAGCGUCACAAAAUCCCUAUGCUGCCUUUUCGACCAUCCAGGGUUUUGCUAAUGCCUUUAAUAAUUCCCUUGCCAGCCAAGGAAAAUCUGCAUCCAAUCUUUCUGUCGAUGCCCUCACGAAACUAUCUCCGCCUCUUUCUCAUGGAUCUCCUAACCAGGCCAUCAAAACUCCGCCACGCUUGGUGUCGGAUCAACUCAUCAAUAUCUUCUUCCAGGAAUGGGCGCCACUGUACCCAGUAGUACACCGACCGACCAUUCUAAAAGCUUAUGGAGAAUACUUGAACGGCUCGGACUCCAUGAAACUUGAUGUUCAUGUUAUGGCUCAGUUAAACUUGAUUUUUGGAAUCGCUGCCCUUUCAUCCAGCUCGCGAACCAACCAAGAUCCUGCUUUCUUUGAGCAGAACUGGACUGCCUCGCUCGAUUCGUUUACCAACGAAACCUCUAUCGUAGGCUUGCAGUGCUUUAUUCUGGCCCAGCUUUACUGCAUGACCAAGGGCGAUUAUCGCAGUAUGCUACGCUACCGUGCCGUUGCGGUGGACAUUUGUCACCAGCUGGAACUGCAGCAGAACUCAGCGGAAUUGGCCUGCAACCCACUGGAAGCUGAGACCCGCAAGAAAGUCUUCUGGUGUCAAUACACUGUGGACCGCUUCUGCUCUGCUCUGACUGGCAUGCCUGUUCUCAUCCGCGAAAGCGAUAUUGAGAUCGAGUACCCCGUCGAUAUUGACGAUGAAAAUGUCACCGAGUCCGGCUUUUUGCCAACGCUCCCGGGUGAAUCUACCCGUAUCUCGAGCGCUCUUGCACUCUUUGGUGCUUCGCGUAUCCUGAACAAGGCCUUGGAGGACCUUUAUCCCUUAAAGGCUGGAUACGAUGUCCAUGUCGCUAAACUACGUUCGGUCGCCGGACAGCUUGAUGAAUGGCUUCAUGGCUUGCCUCCCCACCUCCGCCUCGAGUUCAGCCAAGAUAAGCCUAGCACCAAUGUUACGAGUAGCCGGUCUCCCCUGCUGUCUCUUGUCUACUAUUUCAUUCGAUCGUUGAUCCAUCGCCCAGCUGUGUGCUUCGCUGAAGAGCAUAUUCGCUCUCCAUCUGUCCUGGCCAUCUCUGAUUCUGCGAAGCACAUUAUCCAGAUUCUUGAGUUGCUAGAUGAGCGCCGAUUGUGCCUUUCUGUCAGCAUCAACCGCAGAGAGCUGGUGUUCUUCUCUGGUCUAGGCCUUUUGUGGCAAUCUAUGGGCUUGAAGCGCGACAGCAAGUUGGCAAAAGAGAGUCAGAAGCUACUCUGUGCUGUUCUCGAGCAGCUCCAACCGGAAUCGUCAUCUGCAGCCACCGAAUUCAGGACGCUUGCCAGCACCUUGGUCUCGUUGGACAUGAAUGAUCGUAAGCCCGUGACCGCUGUCAAGCAGUCCCAUGAGAUGGGGGCGCCGACCCACAAGCCCCUCCGGUCUCCAAAGAAACACCUACAGUCCCUGAAGGCUCGACUCACCAACAGUGCCAACAAGGACCAAUCUGUUGCACAGGGCUCGCAAUCUCGUCGAAACACUGUUUCUGGCUCCUCGCCCCAACUUUACUCUCAAUCUCUCCGGUCUCCUAGCUGGACAAGUCUUCCUCCGUCCCAACCUGAUCAGACCGCUACCGCGCCAUACCCCACGGAUAGAACACACUCUUCUCUUGAUCUUGGAUCUGACUUGCGACAAUUUUCUUCAUCCAUGGGAUACGACCACCCGCGGGCCCUGUCGUGUUCCACACCUUCUGACGCCACCACUGGCGCCAUCACAAUGGCCGAUUGGGAGUACGUCCUGAGUGACAUGGAUCGCGGCUACUCCAAUAUAUUCACCGGCAUCUAUGGUGGCAGUGAAUGUGGCGAGGACCCCGGCCCAUUCGCCUCAAUCACAGCCGAGUACGGUCGAAAGUCCCAUGAUGCGACACUGAGCAUUCCCGCUCCGCUAUCGACUGACCUGCAUGAUUUGUCACCAGAAGCAUGGUCUGCCAGCAGUGGUGACUACCCUCUGACAAACGAACACACCACGCAAAGCGUACCAAGCUACUCCGGCGAGAGCAUGGGUAGCAACGAGGACACUUUCACCUCCCUGGCUGAUGCCUCGGUGCACCCUGAUGAUAUGAGCCUUCUCGACCCAUUCCAAGGACUCGCUAUGCCUGGCAAGGAUGAGAUUGACGAGUUUGGCCUUAUCAACGGCUGGGACCGACGGCUGGCCGUUUGA
Molecule: messenger RNA, 2643 nt
Organism: Penicillium cataractarum
Lineage: Eukaryota; Fungi; Ascomycota; Eurotiomycetes; Eurotiales; Aspergillaceae
Gene: facB
Product: C6 transcription factor FacB/Cat8
Exons: 3
Coding region: 1-2643 (880 amino acids)
Biological process (GO): regulation of DNA-templated transcription; DNA-templated transcription
Molecular function (GO): DNA-binding transcription factor activity, RNA polymerase II-specific; DNA binding; zinc ion binding
Source: RefSeq, a predicted model, not a curated record